AAAAGCAAUUUGAACAAUUUUUAAUGAACUCCAAUCGAUGCUUAAUUUAAGGCUAAUUAAACAACCGCAUACUAUACACCCAAGAGAAAAUGUAGAUCUCAUAAAGUCGUUAUCGUAGUAUAUUUUAUACAAUCCCAUGUAUCUUAAUCUCUCCACUACUUUGUAUUAAUUACAAGAAGCUAGAACAACUUCCGUCUUCUACUCUUACAAACGAAAUAAUUAUACAAAAUGGAUAACAAUCAUUUCGCGAAUCAUGCUACUAAACUGAUACUAGCAUUACCAUUAGCCAUUCUACUGAUUGGUGUGUCGUCUAAGGCACUUCCAAGGCAAUUAUUUGCAACAACUCGACAUGAUCAAACUCUAAACUCGUCUUCUUCUCCGUGUAACUUUCCGGCUGUAUUCAAUUUCGGCGACUCAAACUCCGAUACUGGUGGUUGGUCUGCCACAUUUGGGCAGGCCGAACCUCCUCAUGGUGAGACUUUCUUCCAUGCUCCUGCUGGGAGGUACUCUGAUGGACGUCUCUUAAUUGACUUUAUAGCGGAAGGUGUAGGAAUCCCUUACCUAAACGCGUACCUGGAUUCAAUGGGAUCUAACUUUAGCCAUGGAGCCAACUUUGCUACGGCAGCGGCCACCAUUAGACCUCAGAAUAGCACUUCUUUGAGCCCAUUCUCGUUGAAUGUCCAAGUUUAUCAAUUUCAUGAUUUCCGACAGCGGUUGCCGAUUAUCCGUAAUAGAGGAGAUGUUUUCAAGAGCUUAAUGCCGAAGGCAGAGUACUUCUCUGAAGCUCUUUACACAUUCGACAUUGGCCAAAAUGAUUUGACGUCAGUCUACUUUCCUGAUAUGUCAAUCGAUCGAGUUAAAGAAAAAAUCCCUGACAUUUUGUAUCAAUUCAAAGCAUAUAUCAAGGAGGUAUAUAUCCGAGAAGGUAGGUACUUUUGGAUACAUAAUACGGGUCCACUUGGAUGUCUAACGUAUAUGCUAAAUGGUCAAACACUGAAUGCCACUGAAAUGGACCAAACUGGAUGUGCUAUUUCAUUAAACGAAGUGGCCCAAGAAUUUAACUCUGGGCUUAAGAAAAUUGUGGCCCAACUCAGAGAAGAAAUGCCAUUAGCAGCCAUCACGUAUGUGGACAUCUACUCCAUCAAGUAUGACCUCAUUAGCCAUGCUAAAAAAUUUGGUUUCGAAAAUCCAUUUUUGGCUUGUUGUGGACAUGGAGGAAAGAAUAACUAUGACAUGCAAAAACGUUGUGGAGCAAAGAUUUUGGAAAAUGGUAAAGAAGUUUUGGUUGGAUCUUGCAAAGAUCCCUUGGUGAGGAUUAGUUGGGAUGGAGCUCAUUACACAGAGGCGGCCAACAAAUGGGUUUUCGACCGUAUGGUUAAUGGAUCAUAUUCGGAUCCUCCUAUUUCAUUGAAAAUGGCAUGUUACAAGCAGUAGUGAUGUGUUAAU
Molecule: messenger RNA, 1446 nt
Organism: Chenopodium quinoa (quinoa)
Lineage: Eukaryota; Viridiplantae; Streptophyta; Magnoliopsida; Caryophyllales; Amaranthaceae
Product: GDSL esterase/lipase At3g26430-like
Exons: 5
Coding region: 229-1434 (401 amino acids)
Molecular function (GO): hydrolase activity, acting on ester bonds
Source: RefSeq, a predicted model, not a curated record